AUGCCUAUGUCAGUUAGAGACACAAAGGCGUAUAGGGACGACGAGCAACAGGACCACCAUCUUCUUACCGAGGCUCAGCGACAGGCCAUCUUCAAGGCUUCGCUUCCCUCCCCAAACGAUGGGCCGGCCGCCGUGAACAGCAAGGCCUUGCAGGCACAGCGCAGAUCCCGGCUCGGAGUUAGACGCUUCCUAAAAAACCAACUCUUCGUCUUCGUUUUCGCCGUCAUGCAUGGCAUCUUCUCCCUAUAUAUCAAGUCACGGCAGACAUGGCACGGUGUGGCCUACCAGAUCUCGUCCAUUCUCUACUACCACCACGCUACGCCACAAUACAUCCGACGGGACAUCACGGGGCUGACCAAGAAGCCAAAGCAUCUCAGCGCAAUUUUGAAGACGGAGGUCAACCACAGGGCAAAGAACGAUAUUGAUCGGCUGAUUGAGGAAACCGCCGAGCUUGCGACGUGGUGUGCUUGUGCGGAGAUUCCCAUGCUAUCGAUAUACGAGAAAUCAGGGGUCUUGAAGAAACACAUGCCUCGGGUAUACGAAGCCGUCAUACAAAAGUUCACCUUCUACUUCGGCACUGAACACCCGACGCUCUCCGUGACUUCCCCCCACAAGGAUGAUUUCCCUACGCGAAUGCUCGAAGAGAGCAGGAACGGCCAUUUACAGCUUCACCUGAUCUCUUACCAGGAUGGAAGAGAGUCCAUCGUUGACCUCACCAGAACCCUUGCCGAUAUGUCGCAACGGGGUAAGAUUUCCCCACGGGACAUUUCUCAGGAGCUCGUCGAUGCCGAGCUAUCGGAGGGUAUCUUCCCGGAACCGGACUUGUUGAUUCUUUUUACCCCCUAUGUCGAGCUGUCGGGCUACCCUCCGUGGCAAAUUCGGUUGACUGAGAUUUUCUGCCUGCAAGACAACGAGACGUUUGGCUACCAGGUGUUCCUAAAGGCCCUGAGGAACUUUGCUUCCGCGCAGAUGCGACGUGGCAAAUAA
Trichoderma aggressivum f. europaeum is the source of this 987-nucleotide messenger RNA. RefSeq lists its product as uncharacterized. The coding region runs from base 1 to 987 and encodes 328 amino acids. Gene Ontology annotation, cellular component: dehydrodolichyl diphosphate synthase complex; endoplasmic reticulum membrane. NCBI's taxonomy places the organism in Eukaryota, Fungi, Ascomycota, Sordariomycetes, Hypocreales, Hypocreaceae. Gene Ontology annotation, molecular function: ditrans,polycis-polyprenyl diphosphate synthase [(2E,6E)-farnesyl diphosphate specific] activity. The record is from RefSeq and is a predicted model, not a curated record. The transcript is spliced from 3 exons.